AUGGAUCAUCAUCAACAACAACAACAAGAACAACAACAACAAACAGUUGUUGACAAAAAAGAAGAAGAACAACAGCAACAGCAACAUAAUAUGAACAAUAUAAAUUCCAACUUGGCCACAUUAAACCUGCGAAAGUCAUCCAAUUGGUCUAAUAUCAAUAGGGACACAUCAAUACCAUAUUCACCUAGCUUUAGUGAAUCACCUCUAUCUCCUCCUCCAAUAUCUGCCGCUGAACAAUUAAGACAACAGAAGCAACAACAACCUACACCAACUCCACAACAACAAAAUACAACAACAUCAUCAUCAUCAAGACAAAAGAAUGCAUACGAUCUAUAUAGACUGUCGAACAGACAAACAUCAUACACAUCGUAUGCAUCAGUGAUGGCCGAUUCAGUUCAUUCAACUCCUUCAUCAUAUCUGUACAUGGGCACUUCUUCGACAUCAAAGACUUCACCUGGUGAAUCGGGUAGUUACCUAAUCGAAGAGGGCAAUCACACAUCAUCCUCCUACCUUGCGUAUGCGACCAACAACACAGAACCCGUCGAUUAUAACGUAGUAUUGGAUGAACACAACACACCAAAGGUCAGCAUCUUCAAAGAGAAUGACAUGUGUCAUCGCAAGGAGGAUGGUCAGGCAUACACCUGGAACGAGAAGUAUCAAUAUCUCAUGGACCUGGAAGAGAGUCAAGAUAAGUUCCACUUCCUAUCAGUUGUUGCGAAUGACUUUGUAUAUUGUGCCAAUACAUUUGGCAAGAUCAUUAUCUCAGAGAGGAACCUACCUAAUGAACAAAAGACAAUACUGCCUCUCAAGUUGGGUGGCAUCGCAGGUGGCUACAAAUACAAGUGCCACGACAUUAUCUUUAAGUUUGUGGUGGAUGUGGAGAUUGCACCUGGACUCUGGAUGUAUGGUGACACUAGUAGGUCCGACGAGAAGGCACAAAAGUCAGCUGGUCACGAACUGAAAGGUCUCAAUCACUUUAUGGAGUACUCGAACGGUCUGAUCCGAUUCCCAUUGAUGGCCGUCAUUGACUAUCGAGGUUACCGUCUACUGGCCAUCUCCAAUCUUCCAAUCACCAAGAACACUAUUGUAUAUGGCUCAAACGAUGGUGGCAAGACAGUUCACAACUCUGACCCUCUGGUCGAGCAGGAGAUGAAGCGAAUGGCCGAGCUGAUGUGUAUCAAAGGUCACUACGUUGGUCUCAACCAUCCAACACUCAUUUAUGGUCCAGGCGAUAUAGAAGUUCACAAGGGAACUGAUGGUAGAUACUAUAUGAUCGACUUUGCAAGAGCAUUCCCUCCAGAGUAUCCAAGUGAGAUUCAUGGCAAGGUUGGCAGGCAGAUAUUCUACUCGAUGCUUCGACCAGAGUUGCUGAGAUACUCUCCAAAGCCAGUGAGUCCAGAUGCAUUCUCUGGAUGGCAGACUGGAUCCGAUGAGGAGGAGAGUAAUCAAGAGGUCAUCAAUCUUACACUUCAAUACCAUCGUGAAAUAAUCCCUGCAUGUGUAGAGUACCUUCAAAACUCUUUGGAAACAUUAUCAUCAGUGGACACAGCAUCUGAUUUCUUUGACAAUCGAUACUCACGAGAGUUUGGUCGAUUCUUGGGUGCAGACACGAGCACUGGAAAGAGGGACAAGUUGGAGGUCAUGAGAUUGACAACAAUAUUGCAUGGUCAUGGUGUCAAUCUGCGAUACAUUGGUGUUCUCUACCAGAAGCUGACCAACCGAUACAUCAAGACACUACUCUUCACAGAGCUGGUGGCACGUGUCUGGAAGAGACUGAUUCGAGCCAAGCUCAGAGAGAAGAUGGACACCCUCAAGCGUCCAUCCGACGAGUCUACACAGCUGAUGGCGGAAGUCUUUGACAUCCUACUCAAUCAUCUCAAGUAUCAAGAUUACAACGAAUUCUGGAGAUCACCUGCACCUGGUAACUUUAAGUUUGCCGCGAUGAGAUCAUUCCCCAACUGUCUCUCGAGGAAGGAGAUGGCCUCAGACUUUGAUGUUAGGAACUUGUUUGAUACAAAGUUAUUGGUGGAUCGUUUGAUGACAAUGCUAAACAUCAAGAUCAACGCAGAGGCAUACAAGCAAUUUGGAACGAAUCCAAAGUAUGUCAUAUCUAUUCAUGAUAUGGUCGAGGUGGAGUCCAGUGUAAAGUAUCCAACUGUCGUGGACUUUGCUUCGGGAUCCGAGUUGGUAUUGGAGGUCAAGAACAUCUUGCUACGACCAGUGGUGCCGCCAAUGGAGUUGAUUCGUUGGAUCGACAUGAGUCAGGAGAAGCUGAUCCAGGCGCACAUGUCGAUGCCCAUAUCUGCCAAGGUCACACUUCGCAAGGUGGCCUCAUUGAUACUCAAGUCCAACCUGUCGACACAUAUCACAGAGUCAUAUGUCAUGCUCAAGCGUGGCAUUACCAUGAUGAGGAUGCUCCAUUCCAACCAGAACUACGACCUCACUCUGAUGGCCAUGUGGGGCAUGAUGCACUGCAAGCUGGCUACCUUUUACCUGUUCACCAACUUUGACGUCGUCAACUUUGAGGAGAAUAUCAAGCUGGGCAAGGAGAAGCUGGAGGAGGUGCACAGGUCCGUCGAUCUCAGAAAUAUUGCCACACCAUUCCUCAAGAUCACUCUGCCCAACUCGCUCAACAACAAGGACAUCUAUGGCGAGACAAACAAGAAGCUGCGUGUGUACGACUUGAUCAGCUUCAUGUAUCUCGCAUCCCUCCUCGACGACGGCAGUCCUCUGGACCAGUUCUUCAGAUUCACAUUCUCCAGCAUCAAGGAGAUUAGCCAUAUGCAUCUACCAGACAAGAUACUCAGGUAUCUUGGCGAUUCGUUCAUGUGUCGCUACUUUAACUAUCUGAGGGAGGUGACCCGCUUGGAUAUCACCAACAAGGUCAUCACACCACGUAUCGCUCAAGAAGCAUCCAAACUCUCCAUGCUCACGUCUAUUGUCCUCAACGACUUUGACGUCAGGGACGGACCGGUGGCAACUUCGCAUCUCUACAACAUCAACAGUCUGGACCACUUGCUGGCCGCUUGGUUCAGCAAUUCCAAGCAUCUGACGUCCGUUCACCUCAGUGGCACAUGGAUCAACGAUGCCACAUUCAGCGAGCUCAUACCGCACCUGUCACAAAUCGAGAACUUCACACUCAUCAACUCGGCCAUCUCUGACCUGACACUGGAGGCAAUGAGCAAGGUGAUGAAGAGUGUCGACAUGCUCAUACUUCGUUCACUGCCCUAUGUACAGGACAAGGGUGUUUGUGCAAUUAUCGAGGCCAACACACUUACACACUUGGCACUCUCAUUGGACAACAUGACAGAUGUCACUGGAGAGCUGAUCGCUCAGCAAUGUAAAUACCUGGUUAAGCUUGACCUGUCCGGUUGCACCAAGUUGACGGCCAAGUGUAUCUCCAACAUCAUCAGCGCCACGGUUGAAUGCCUCAUCAGUCUCAAUCUCAACAAUACCAGUGCAGACAUCAGUAUCAUCGAUGCUCUUAGACCGAGCAUGCUGCUAACCUCACUUAGCCUAGGUGAGACCAAGUUUGGUGACGAACAUGGACUGCAGAUGCUUGGUCAGCUGAAGCUUUCGCUAACGGAGCUACAGCUGCCCGAGUUUUCCGGCGACACAACCAUGGUCUGGAGCCUGAUAAGGAAGCAUGUCUUCCUUGAGAGGCUCCAUCUACCUCCCAAAACCCAUCUGCCAUCAUUCAUCAGUGCCUACAAGAAGAUAUACGACCAACCCAAUCAGGCCUUUGUUGUUCCAAUGCGAUUCGUAACAUCGUUUGACAUGACUCUGUCAAGAGUCACACUGUCUUCGCUCACAUCCCUGCUCGAUAUGUUGCCAAUGCUCGAGUCACUCUCACUUGACAGCAUCCAGUUCCUUGACGAUAUUACAGGUGAGCCGGUAAUGAUGAACGACGAGACGUUUAUCAAGCUACACCCAUACUUGGUCAUCUUGAAGGAGGUCAACCUCUCGUCACUGCCUAUCCAUCGAUGUCGAAUCACAGCCGUCAUGACCAAGGCCAAGAUGAUGCGACGCUUCAUCAUGAAGAACUGCACAGAGGUCACGCCUCAAGUGUUCAGUCAGAUCAUGGCCGAGUAUCCACACACCAACUUUGUUGACGACAACAAUCCAUCCAUUCAAUCACCUAUCAGUUACAAGUAUGCUGAUCAAUGUGAGGUAGUUAGGAUCUAA
This is a messenger RNA of Acytostelium subglobosum LB1, 4185 nucleotides long. RefSeq lists its product as hypothetical. Gene Ontology annotation, biological process: intracellular distribution of mitochondria. The transcript is spliced from 5 exons. NCBI's taxonomy places the organism in Eukaryota, Evosea, Eumycetozoa, Acytosteliales, Acytosteliaceae. The record is from RefSeq and is a predicted model, not a curated record. Gene Ontology annotation, molecular function: mRNA binding. The coding region runs from base 1 to 4185 and encodes 1394 amino acids. Gene Ontology annotation, cellular component: cytoplasm.